This is a messenger RNA of Drosophila gunungcola (fruit fly), 2831 nucleotides long. RefSeq names its product modifier of mdg4. NCBI's taxonomy places the organism in Eukaryota, Metazoa, Arthropoda, Insecta, Diptera, Drosophilidae. Gene Ontology annotation, cellular component: nucleus. Gene Ontology annotation, molecular function: protein binding. The transcript has 5 exons. Gene Ontology annotation, biological process: regulation of transcription by RNA polymerase II. The record is from RefSeq and is a predicted model, not a curated record. The coding region runs from base 374 to 1900 and encodes 508 amino acids.
GGGUUGCUCUGAAAUUGGCAAAAAACAAAAUGGAGGCGUAUAAUAUUUUUGUUUGGCAUAGAAUAUAAAAAAAUCCGUACCCGUGUGUGCAAGAAGCGCCGUAAACAAUCGCCGUAAAAGCGGACAAAACGAAGCGCGCUCGCGUUUAUUGGCAGGGAUCGGGAUCCGCUGGAAGGGAACCGUUUAUCGCCAUAUCGUUGGAAAGGCCGAAAGCCCGGAGGAGUUCUGAAUUUGCCACUUUUAUUGUUGGUUGGUUCCCCGCCCCCGGGAAACCGCUAAUUGGAUUGGACUGGAAAGAGGGGGAGAGGGAGGGAGUGGGCGAGGGCGAGGGAGAGGGAGAGAGAGGAUAGGUGGACCCAAAGAGGACGCCGCAAUGGCCACCACCCAGCAAUACUCGCUGCGGUGGAACAACUACCUGCGCCACCUCACAUACUCCUUGGACAACCACCGGCUGAACGACGACUUCGUGGACGUCAGCCUGUGCGUGGACGGACGGAGGAUCAAGGCCCACAAGGUCGUCCUCUCGUCCUGCUCGUCGUACUUCAAGGAGAUCUUCAAGGAGAACCCCCAUCCGCAUCCAGUCAUUAUAUUUAAGUUCAUCAAGUUUGAGGAUCUCAACUCGAUCAUCGAGUUCAUGUACCAGGGCGAAGUCAAUGUGCAGCAGGAGGCGUUGCAGUCGUUCCUGCAGACAGCUGAACUCCUGGCCGUCCAGGGACUCACCGCCGAGGAGAAGGAGAAGCCGCAGCUGCCAGUGGCGCCGAUGAUCAGUGAGCACAAGCUGAUCAAGACCAUACCGAGCACCAUUCGCGCGGUCAACGAGCAGCAGCAGCAGCAACAGCAACAGCAGCAGCAGCAGGUGGCCAAUGUGGGCCAGGCGCAAAACGCCACGCAAACCAUCGAAAUACCCACGGCCACGUUGCUGCAGGCAACCACCGCCAGCCAGGUGCAAUCGCAGGUGGUUGCAGCCGCCGCUGCAGCGGCACAGCAGCUGCAGGUCCAGCAGCAGCAGCAACAGCAUCACCAUGUACAAACCGCCCAGAUCCAGCACAUCCAAGUGCAAUCUGCACCACUCCCGCAGCAGCAACAACAGCAACAGCAGCAGCAAUCCCAGCAACAGCAGCAACAGCAGCAGCAGCAGCAGCAGACGACGCCCGUGCAGACGCAACACCUGACCAUCACCAAUGCGGUGGCCCUGCCGGCGGCCAGUUCGGUCAAGAAGCGCAAGAUCACCUUCUCCGACGACGACGACAACAUCUACACCACCGAAACAGUUGACUAUGCCGUCAAGGAUGAGCAGACCAUAGUGAAAACUGCCGAGAUGACUUUUCUGCGCGGCGCCGUCAAGAUGGACAUACCCGACUAUAUUGUGGGCGAGGUGGAUGACCGCCUGUCGGAUGGAGCCACGCCCCAGACGUCGCAGGACGCCACCACCGGAGCGGCCCAGAAUGUGGCCCAGUAUUCUUCCGAAUACGAGAUACUCACCGAAUCCGAAAUGGAGGAGAAGUAUCAGGCGGAUGCGGAAAACACCGAAAUUGAAAUGACUCGAUUGCUGGGCACCGCCAGCGGGACGGGGGGUGCGGGUUCCGGCCAGGUGAUGGAUGAUGCGGGUGGCGGCGGUGCGACGGGUCCCUCGACUACGGUGUCUGUGACGCCGGUCAAACAAUCUGACAACAAGGCCAGCGGUACGAAUGAUUCGCCCAAUAAUAAGUGGACAGAAUGUCAGUUUUGCAAAAUGGUUAUAACCACGGUUAAUCUUUGGAGACAUAUUCGCACCCAACAUACCCCACAACCGCCCCGCAAGUGCGACCUGUGCAAUAAGAAUUUCAAGAACAAGUACAGCCUGCGGGAGCACAUACGCAUCUCGCACGAGCAGAAGGUGUCCAUCAAGACGGAGAACUGAUGCGUGCUCAUCAGCCUCGGACCGAAAAGAUAUAUGGAUAUGGGAGAGAGAUAUAGUUAAUAACGUCCAGCUUAGCGAGAAGCCAACCAAGCAACCAAACAACCAACCAACCAGCCAGACAUCAACACCCAUUACCCCGUGUUCCCAUCCAAACUAGCCAAAAUUGUCAACUCAAAUGCAAAGCAGACACAAUUACGGAGCGUUUUAAACUUAGCUUACAUUGGGCAACCAAGUCGAUGUUUACCCUACCCCCUAUAUAGUACUACUAUAUAUAUAUAACCCUAGAAUAGCCGCUAAGUCAGUCAGUCAGUCAGUCAGUCGGAGAGUGGAGCUGGUAAUCCCGUCGUUGACCAAGCCAUUUCAUGUGUCCACGUAAUAAGUACAUGUACCACUUGUAUUUUAGUCCACCACUUAGGUACUUCUUUAUUAAAUAGAUGGCAAUGUACAAGCCCUAAAAGUCCAUUGACACAACCAUUAUGUAUAUAUACACACACACACACACACACACACACACACACACACACACACACACACACACACACGCGUCUUAAGAGAUUGAAAAGCCCUUAGGGUGCUUAAUAGCUCAGAUAGAGUGAUACCAUACCGAUCACAAGGAAUCAAGUUGAUUAUAGACUAUUUAAGUUAAAUGUAACCCAAGAUAUGAUCACUUUGUUUUAGCUCUUUGACAGCCAAAACAUGUUGUGGUGCCCAAAAUGUAUUACUUUCUUAAAAAACUAAAAAAAAAACUCUGAUACCAUUCAGUUUUGUAUAUAGAGCUAGGCGGCUAAACAACAUACCUUUAGAAGACAACCCCAAAAACCAAAACCUAUGCUUAAAUAUCUUGAGAUUUCUGUGGCAGCGCCAAAUCCCGAUUAAGCUCUGUACUUUGCUCAGAAAACAAACUAAAAAAAAAACAAAAACAAAAAUGAAA